Messenger RNA from Cylindrotheca closterium, 1161 nucleotides. The record is from the annotation of a GenBank genome assembly. Lineage: Eukaryota; Bacillariophyta; Bacillariophyceae; Bacillariales; Bacillariaceae.
AUGGCUCCAAUAUAUGGCCAAGUGGUAGCUGGUCCACCGGGAAGUGGAAAGACUACCUACUGCACAGGAAUGGAGGAGUAUCUACGUUUACUGGGGAGAGAAGCCUUUGUCAUCAACCUCGAUCCAGCGAAUGAAAUGCCCAGCAGAUUGGCUGGCAAGAAACAGAAGAGCGAUGAUGGAGAGAAAGCAGAAGACGACAACGACGCAACUGCUCUACCUUAUGAACCACUUCUGGAUGUCUGUGAAAGCGUGGUGAAUGUAACUUCUGUCAUGAACCAACUAGGGCUUGGUCCAAACGGGGGACUGGUGUACUGCAUGGAGUAUUUGGAAGUGAAUGUAGAGCAAUUGGUUGAAAUGAUUCGAGAGAAAGUGGCAGUGCACAACAAUCCAUAUCUCCUUUUUGACUUACCGGGGCAAGUGGAGCUGUAUUCUCACAGCAAAGCUGUUCCUAGAUUGCUGGAAAAACUCGUCAAGGCAUUGGACCUACGUCUAGUGGCUGUCCAAUUGAUCGAUUCCCACUACUGUACGGAACCAGCCAACUUCUUAUCAGCAGCCUUACUGGGAACCACAACCAUGUUGCGAUUAGAACUACCAACCGUUAGCGUGUUGAGUAAAGUGGAUCUCCUAACGAACUAUGGCCCAUUACCUUUCUCGUUUGACUAUUUUACGGAUUGUCAUGAACUUGAUCGAUUACUGCCCUUCUUGCAACAAGGAGGUGACUUUCAACAAAAAGACGACCUUGCCCAAGGCGUUGACGAAUACUACUAUACUGACGACCCAGACUAUCAAGCUGCUAGAAGAAGAACGAGGACGACACCCUUCUUUCGGAAGCAUGAAAAGUUACACAAAGUAUUGGCCGAGGUCGUUGAUGAGUUUGGGCUGCUUUCGUUCUUGCCAUUAGACAUUUCUGAUGCCGGGUCUGUCGGGCGUGUCUUGGCAAAAAUUGACAAAUGCAAUGGCUACAUGUUCGUCGAUCAAAAGAAUUCAAAAGCUGAAGAUAUGUUUAAAUGUGCUGUUCAAUCAGACCAUGCAUCAAAUUAUGAGGCUAUUGCUGACAUUGAGGAGAAGCUAUCAGCCGCUCGGGAACGUCAGCAAAGUGAAAAACCACAGCAGCAGCCCUCGGGUAUGAAUACGUUAUUUGAGAACGAACAGAUAAAGUAA